Molecule: messenger RNA, 852 nt
Organism: Diaporthe amygdali
Lineage: Eukaryota; Fungi; Ascomycota; Sordariomycetes; Diaporthales; Diaporthaceae
Exons: 3
Coding region: 1-852 (283 amino acids)
Source: RefSeq, a predicted model, not a curated record
AUGGCUACCAUUGAGCGACUGCAGCUAGCAAUGGCCCUGCUGGCCCUUCUCCUUGCGCAGCUGGCCAUCGCCGGCGAGCUCAUCGCCCGCCACAUGCAGAUGCAACAGCCGCAGCCAUUUGCCUUCAACGAGUUCGGCCCCACCAACCCCCUCAACCCAGAUGGCUCCGACUACCCCUGCAAGGUGCCCCAGGGCGAGAGCUACCAGAUGACCGGCACCCCGACCGAGAUGGCCAUCGGCGAGGACCAGACUGUCUCCUUCAGCGGAACGGCGGUUCAUGGCGGAGGCAGCUGUCAGUUUGCCCUGGCUGAGGGGCUGGAGCCCACAAAGGACACUCCCUGGAAAGUGAUUCAGUCCAUUGAGGGUGGGUGCCCGAAAGCGAACAUCGAAGGGAACCUGGAAGGUGGAGAGAAGCCUGACGAGUAUACGUUCAAAAUCCCUGAUGAUUUCACCCCAGGGGAUUACACUUUCGCUUGGACUUGGGUGAACCGAAUCGGAGGACAGCCGGAGUUCUUGAAAGCAUCAGGCGGCUCGCGUCGGGUAGUCAAGGACCGCCGCGUGGCACACAACCAAAGGCAAUCAACCUACCCAGACCUAUUCCUCGCCAACAUCGGCGAGGCCAGCAACGGCUGCGACACGUCCGAGGCCCUGACCCAGCAGGUGGCGAUCCAGUACCCCAACCCGGGCGGCGUGGUAGUUAACCCCGAAGGCACGGAUAAGCUUUUCAAGCAGUCCUGCGACGGGAACUCUCGCAACAGCGGUGGCAGCAGCGGUGGCUCUGCGGCUACUGCUACUGGGGCCUCGGCCUCUGCGACCGGCUCAGCUUCAAGCCCGUCAGGAAAUGCCUCUUAG